GGCCUUUCUGCGGCUCUCGGACUGAAUCAGUUCUGCACGACAGUUUGAAAACAGAACAGCACAUCGGUGAGAAGGACAACGACCAGGGAUAAGAUAUCAGCCCUUGUCGAUCAGAAGAGAGAGAAAAUGCCGGUGGAUGUUUUCUCCGUGGCAUAUCCGGGCUGAGCGAAGCCCCGGGAUGGAGCUCUGCGCCGUUAUUAGUCCUCUAUUGUCCGGUUAUUAUCCUUUGUUAUAGCCGCGGGCUGUUAUUCAGCGUUAUAAUCGAGUUCACGACCGGAAACACUCACAUGCACUGAGAGACAACAUGCGUGGGUUCGUUCCUCUCAUGCAGCAUCAGGAUGGAAAAUGUUCACAGUUCUUUUCUACGGGAUGAUGGAGAGCCUAAUUGCGCAGUGCAGUACACUGUACAUCUGCACUGUUUUUGGAUGGCCAGUGUGAUCAUGAUCAUGAGUACUGCAUGACUGCUCCUGCUGCCUAAAUGCUUUAAAUCUGCUUUGCAUCACAACACUAUUCCAUCCGUGAGGCUGCGAUUCUUCUUCUUCUUCAUCGGCACUGACGUGAAGUGGACAGAGUGGUGUGAAGCCGCUCUCCUCUCCAGACACUAUACAGAUGAGAGGAAAACAGUAUCAGCAGAUCAAGCCUGCAGGACCUCGAGAGACCGACACUGACUAUGGAAGGAAACUCCGAACCUACCAGAACCCUGUGAAAAUAAUCGACCAGCCCGGCAUCGUGAUGAAGGUGCUGAGGAGGAAGCGGAUUAUUUUAUUCGUGGCCUAUUUCCUCCUGCUGGUUCUGACCAUGCUGAAUUUGGCCAACUACAGAUGGAGCAAAGAGCCGCAGCAGUGCAGCCACCAGGUGAGGAGCACCACGUACCAGGGGCGCUCCGACAUCCGGUUCCUUUACAGACCCGCUCUGGUUAAGAAAAGGCAGCUCGUUUACGUCUUGACCACUUGGCGCUCGGGGUCGAGCUUUUUCGGCGAGUUGUUCAACCAGAACCCUGAUGUGUUCUUCCUGUACGAGCCCAUGUGGCACAUCUGGCAGAAGCUGUACCCAGGUGACGCCGUGUCUCUGCAGGGCGCGGCGAGGGACAUGCUGAGCUCGCUGUAUCGCUGCGAUCUCUCCGUGUUCCAGCUGUACAACAGCCCCGGGGGCAAAAACAUUACCUCGCUCGGCCUGUUUGGCGCCACGCUCAACAAAGUGAUCUGCUCAUACCCUCUGUGUUCCGCUUACAGGAAGGAUGUGGUGGGCAUGGUGGACGACAAGGUGUGUAAGAAAUGUCCGCCCCAGAGCCUCCGUCUGCUGGAGGACGAGUGUCUGAAAUACAACACUAUUGUUAUUAAAGGGGUGCGCAUUCUGGACGUCAACGUCUUGGCUCCUCUGAUGGAAGACCCCUCGCUGGAGCUAAAGGUCAUUCACCUGGUGAGGGACCCCAGGGCUGUGGCCAACUCCAGGAUCAAAUCCAGACACGGACUGAUCCGAGAGAACCUGCAGGUGGUCAGGAGCCGGGAUCCCAAACUCCGCCGGCUACCGCUUGCAGACGCAGCUCAUAAAACGAACAAAAAGGACGGAGCCGACUACCACUCCAUAGGAGCCAUGGAGGUGAUAUGUGAUAGGACCCACAGGACCUUGAGGACGGCAUUGAAUCCGCCCAGUUGGCUGAAGGGGAAGUAUCUGGCUGUGCGCUACGAGGACCUGGUAGAAAAUCCCGUCAAGGUCCUGCGUCAAGUUUACCGCUUCGCUAACCUCAGCGCCAAUCAUGACGUGGAGUCUUUUGCCCUCAACAUGACUAACGGAACAAACUCGUCCUCCAAGCCGUUCAUUGUGUCGUCCAGGAACGCCACGCUGGCGGCGAGCGCUUGGAGGACUCUCCUCAGCAUUCAGCAAAUCAAACAAGUGGAGGAUUACUGCCACCAGUCCAUGGCCGUGCUGGGCUACGAACGCGUAAGAACAGCCGCCGAGGCUAAAGACUUGAGCAAAUCCUUACUGACUGCAUCCAAACUGUGAUGCUAACCUCUCACCAAAGACCUACGAAAUGAAAAAUGCUCAUUUGAAUGAUUUUUUUGUUGUAGCUCGGUAACUGUGGAGCUUCAUUUUGUUUCAGUGUUUCAUUGAGGGAUUUGAUAUGCCUCAUAGGAAUGUACUGUUUUGUUAUGUUUUUUUUAAUUGAUUUUUUUAUUUGUGAAAACUUAAAGCUGCCAUGGCUUUUCUAAGUGGAUUGAUUAUGUAUGUGAAUGACAAACUGCACCAUGACUUGAAUAUGAGAUGAGCCUUGAUGUUAUGUGAAUCACGUGUCUUGCGUUCGACAAUGCUUUAGGGUUGUUUUUUUUUUUUUUUUUUUUUUGAAUGUUUUUGAGACUCAUCAGAUUAUUUUGAGUUUGUUUGCUCACUUUCAAUGGAGAAAAAAUCAACAACGUAAACGUGAAAAACCAGUCAAAGCUCUCGUUCUUAAAGCAGGUGAUGCUGUUUAGUUAGUGCAGGAUGCUCUCAGAGACAAUCAUUAAAGUGCUCUGUAAUGCUUUUUUUUUUUUUUUUCCUGUUUAUGCUACUUUGGCCUGCAUGUCCGUUUACAGAACUGGGUGCUCCAUUUUCUUGCCUAUUCCAAACAUCCUGUUGUCUUAUACUGCUUUAUUAGUGCUUCAUGGAAGUCUUUCUAUGGGAGUUGAUGUUCACAAUUAGAACAACAAACCUUAUAACUCACUUCUGCAGUGAUUGUAGGUUAUGAUUACGACUAGUCAGUAUUUUCAAUAGCCUAAACUGUUUAGUUUUAGAGUAGAUAUUAACUAACACAUUGACAAACUCCAUUCUCUUUCCCACCCUCUCUUACUUUCUCUCUAUUCUCCUAUUGCAGCCCAUACAAUGUUAGUAUUUUAACCAAUUUCAUCAGAGCUCAUGUGAUUCUAAGUAGUGGUCUGGCCUUGAACACAGCCUCUCUCUUUCUUUUUGUUCUUUAGUUUAACAGUUUUGUGGAACAUGUGAAGAAUGUGACUGUGUGCCUUCUGAGAUAUCAGAAAUAAAUAGCUAGGCUUGUUUUAGA
Molecule: messenger RNA, 3034 nt
Organism: Pangasianodon hypophthalmus (striped catfish)
Lineage: Eukaryota; Metazoa; Chordata; Actinopteri; Siluriformes; Pangasiidae
Gene: chst2b
Product: carbohydrate (N-acetylglucosamine-6-O) sulfotransferase 2b
Exons: 1
Coding region: 610-2004 (464 amino acids)
Biological process (GO): sulfur compound metabolic process; carbohydrate metabolic process; N-acetylglucosamine metabolic process
Cellular component (GO): Golgi membrane
Molecular function (GO): N-acetylglucosamine 6-O-sulfotransferase activity
Source: RefSeq, a predicted model, not a curated record